GAAGGGAGGAAGGCAGGAUGAAAGCAGGCAGGAAGGCAGGAAGGAAGGGAAUGGUACCUAGGAAAAUAUGCAAGCCGGUUUCAUUUAUUUGUAUCCUAAGCAGCAGUGUCAUAGAACAGACAGGUUGUUUCAGCCAACCAGACGGGAGCAGCUGCGAGGGCUACAUCUUGGCAGUCCGAAGCGAUUGGCUCCUCUCUGGGGAGCGGAGGGUGUUCAGUUAUUAAUGACCGCUGAGCAGGCAGCACCAUGUCAGUGUGACAACUGAUCGGGUGAACGAUGCACCACUAACCACCAUGGAAACAAGGAGAAAGAAAGCCAGCUCCCAGGAUCUCUCUUCACGGGAUUGAGAGCCUCAGCCUGCCGACUGAGAGCAAGAGUUCCGGGAGAAAAGAAGGAACCCCAGCUGCAGCCUCCUGCCUUCCUUUUUAUCUUAGAACACCGAGAUAAGCUGGCUUGCAUGUGCGCCCACCUCUAGUACAUGUUUGUGUGUACUUUAUUACACACACACACACACACACACACACACACACCACGCACCUAUUUACACCCGGGCAAGAACACAACCAUGUGAUUAUCGCAACUGAAGAACUGAGGCAGCCCGCACAGAGGGACACGGAAGGUGGUGCAUCACAGGAACUGCUUUUGCAAGUCAGCAUCACACUGCUAUUCCUGCAAGUACUGAACAAGCAUGGGAUUUGAAUAUUACACUCCUAAAUAAAUGAAUUGCUCAAUUUCCUGUGACCAUCUAUACAUACUCCAUCUUCAAAAAGUGUAUCAGUAUUCUCUCAUAAAGGAGAUAGUGAUCUUUUCUCCAACAUGCAUGACAUUUCUGGACAAGCCAACUGUGGCACCAGCACGUAUUUCCAUGAAGAAAAACUCUGCAGUUUUAUGGCAUUCAUCAUUUGACAAAUGCAACUAUUUUCCUUAUCAAUCAAGUCUUACUUAACUUCCUAGCAGUGACUGUGGAAUCCUUGAGGGCCCAUUACAUUUCUGAAGAAGAAAGCUAAGAUGAAGGACAUGCCACUCCGAAUUCAUGUGCUACUUGGCCUAGCUAUCACUACACUAGUACAAGCUGUAGAUAAAAAAGCGGAUUGCCCACAAUUAUGUACAUGUGAAAUCAGGCCUUGGUUUACACCCAGAUCCAUUUAUAUGGAAGCAUCUACAGUGGACUGUAAUGAUUUAGGUCUUUUAAAUUUCCCAGCCAGAUUGCCUGCUGACACACAGAUUCUGCUCCUACAGACUAACAAUAUUGCAAAAAUUGAAUACUCCAUAGACUUUCCAGUAAACCUCACCGGCCUGGACUUAUCUCAAAACAAUUUAUCUUCAGUCACCAAUAUUAAUGUAAAAAAGAUGCCUCAGCUUCUUUCUGUGUAUUUAGAGGAAAACAAACUAACUGAGCUGCCUGAAAAAUGUCUUUCUGGACUGAGCAACUUACAAGAACUCUAUAUUAAUCACAACUUGCUUUCUACAAUUUCACCCGGAGCCUUUAUUGGCCUCCAUAAUCUUCUUCGACUUCAUCUCAAUUCAAAUAGAUUGCAGAUGAUCAACAGUAAGUGGUUUGAUGCUCUCCCCAAUCUGGAGAUCCUGAUGAUUGGGGAAAAUCCAAUCAUCAGAAUCAAAGACAUGAACUUUAAGCCGCUUAUCAAUCUUCGCAGCCUGGUUAUAGCUGGUAUAAACCUGACGGAAAUACCAGAUAAUGCCUUGGCUGGACUUGAAAACUUAGAAAGCAUCUCUUUUUAUGACAACAGGCUUAUUAAAGUGCCCCAUGUUGCUCUCCAGAAAGCUAUAAACCUCAAAUUCUUGGAUCUAAAUAAAAAUCCCAUUAAUAGAAUACGGAGGGGUGAUUUCAGCAAUAUGCUACACUUAAAAGAGUUGGGAAUAAAUAAUAUGCCUGAGCUGAUUUCCAUCGACAAUCUUGCUGUGGAUAACCUGCCAGAUUUAAGAAAAAUAGAAGCUACAAACAACCCACGGUUGUCUUACAUUCACCCAAAUGCAUUUUUCAGGCUACCCAAGCUGGAAUCACUGAUGCUCAACAGCAACGCCCUUAGUGCCCUCUACCAUGGUACAGUUGAGUCUCUGCCAAACCUCAAGGAGAUCAGCAUACACAGCAAUCCCAUCAGGUGUGACUGCGUCAUCCGUUGGAUUAAUAUGAACAAAACUAACAUUCGAUUCAUGGAGCCAGACUCACUAUUCUGUGUGGACCCACCUGAAUUCCAAGGCCAAAAUGUUCGGCAGGUGCAUUUCAGGGAAAUGAUGGAAAUCUGUCUCCCUCUUAUAGCUCCUGAGAGCUUUCCUUCUAAUCUGGAUUUAGAAUCUGGGAGCUAUGUUUCCUUGCAUUGCAGAGCUACUGCAGAGCCACAGCCUGAAAUCUACUGGAUAACACCUUCUGGUCAAAAACUCUUACCUAAUACUCUGAAAGACAAGUUCUAUGUCCAUUCUGAAGGCACACUAGAUAUAAAUGACAUAACUCCAACAGAAGGGGGUCUAUAUACUUGUAUAGCAACUAACCUGGUUGGUGCUGACUUGAAGUCUGUUAUGAUCAAAGUAGAUGGUUCUUUUCCCCAGGAUAACAAUGAAUCCUUAAAUAUUAAAAUAAAAGAUGUUCAGGCCAAUUCAGUUCUCGUGUCUUGGAAAGCAAGUUCUAAAAUUCUCAAAUCCAGUGUUAAGUGGACUGCAUUUGUCAAGACUGAACAUUCCCAUGCUGCCCAGAGUGCCCGAAUACCAUCUGAUAUCAAGGUAUAUAAUCUUACUCAUCUGAACCCAUCAACUGAGUACAGAAUUUGUAUUGAUAUCCCCACCAUCUAUCAAAAAACCAGAAAACAAUGUGUAAAUGUCACCACAAAAGGUGUGGACCCUGAUGGAAAAGAAUAUGAAAAGAGUAACACCACAACCUUUAUGGCCUGCCUUGGAGGCUUUCUGGGGAUUAUUGGUGUGAUAUGUCUUUUCAGUUGCCUCUCACAAGAAAUGAAUUGUGAUGGCGGACAUGGCUAUAUGAGGAAUUACGUACAGAAACCAACCUUCACAUUCAGUGAGCUUUACCCUCCUCUUAUCAACCUCUGGGAAACAGGCAAAGAAAAAAGUACAGCACUGGAAGUGAAAGCAACUGUUAUAGGUGUGCCAACAAAUAUGUCCUAAAAACAACUAACUAAACCUACUUCAAAGAAAAGCUAAGACUGCAGCUGUGCUUGAAAAAUUAAAAAAAAAAAAAAAAAAGCAGAGAAAUACGGCUUUCUAGAAAGAAGUUUAAGCUUCACCAAUGCUGCUCCAGACCAAGGGAAAUAUGUACAAGUUCAGCAUUUUAAUUAACUGGCUUCAAAGGGUACUGUGGCAACCAAAUAAAAUAAUUCCAUUUUCUAGAACUUUCAUGUAACUUUUAUGUCUGGACUACAGUUAAAGUGGACAAAACAUUUCUGUAUUUUUUUUAAGUAUAUAAGAGUAGUUGAACUGAGCAAUACCUCCUCCUGUGUUGUAUUACACAUAUUAGCCACGAGUUUUUGCAGUGACUAGGUAACUUGAAUUGACACGUGGUGUAAUAAAAUGGACAAAUUCUGUAGAGUAGACACAGUGAGUAUGUGGGCCUCUUUUAUAAGAAAAAAAAAUACAUUUUGGAUUAAAAUCAA
This is a messenger RNA of Neogale vison (American mink), 3620 nucleotides long. It is a transcript of the gene LRRN3, whose product is annotated as leucine rich repeat neuronal 3. The coding region runs from base 1009 to 3135 and encodes 708 amino acids. Gene Ontology annotation, molecular function: protein binding. NCBI's taxonomy places the organism in Eukaryota, Metazoa, Chordata, Mammalia, Carnivora, Mustelidae. The record is from RefSeq and is a predicted model, not a curated record. The transcript has 2 exons.